GCCCCAGCUCCAUUCUCGACCCUCGUGCGUGUUCUUUUUCCCUCUAUUGUUAUUUACCCGCACUUUAUAUGCUCAGUCGGCGCAAGCUCUCUGGUCGGGUCUGCAGCAUGAACCUUGCUUUGAUGCCUAAGAACUAAUGGAAUGCCCGCCACCAUCACCACACACCACACCGGCCAAAUGCCUCCCAACGGAGCGGCGCCCCUCGACCCUUUGGACACAGCGGACUAUGAUCCAAUCGACCACCUAAAUGCCAUCUUCUCCCACCCCUCUACCCUCUCGUCCGUCUCCGACGUAUUCCAACAGCUGCGUGACUACGAAGAUGAGCUGGACAACGAGAUCGGCGCACUGGUAGAGGACCAGGUCACAUCUAAUGCUGAGAGCGUCGAGCGCAUCCAGGCUGCCAAGGCCGAUCUGACAGAGCUGUUCAAGAAGAUUGACGAUGUGCGCGACCGCGCGUCCAAGACGGAGCAGUCCAUCACGGAGAUGACCGCGGACAUCAAGCAGCUGGACAAUGCGAAGAAGAACCUGACCCAGUCUAUGACGGCCUUGAAGAGAUUACAGAUGUUGACCACCGCGUACGAUCAACUACGUGUCCUCAGCCGCACGCGGCAGUACCGGGACUGUGCCCAGCUGCUGCAGGCAGUGAUCCAGCUGAUGGCACACUUCAAGUCGUACCGAUCGAUAGACCAAAUCGCGUUACUCAGCCGGAAUGUAGCAGAUAUACAGCGGGAGCUCCUGGAGCAGAUCUGUGAGGACUUUGAGCUCGCCUUUGCCAAGGGUGAGGUGGGCCAGAGGAAGACCGCGCUUUUGGAGGGCUGCCAGGUUAUGGAUGCGCUUGGGGAACACGCAAGGUCAAGGAUAGUGACUUGGUAUUGCAAUUUCCAGCUUCGCGAGUACCGCCAAGUAUUCAGGAACAAUGAGGAGGCCGGGUCUCUCGAUAAUAUCUCUCGGAGAUAUUCGUGGUUUCGACGGAUUUUGCGAAUUUAUGAUGAGGAAUACGCGGCUAUCUUUCCGCCAUCGUGGAGAGUAGAUGAAAUCUUGGCGAAUGUAUUUUGCGAGGGGACUAGAGAUGAUUUCAAGGGAAUUCUGUCCCGCUCUGUGCGGAGUGGCCAGACGAUUGAUGUCAACCUGUUACUGUCGUGUUUGCAGGAGACGCUCGACUUUGAGCACUCGCUUGAGCGACGCUUCGUUAGCCCCUCGCGGCCGUCUACUGACACUUUCACUUCGGCAGAAGCACCUGUAUUCGGCCAGGCCAUCUCGGAGGCCUUUGAGCCCUACUUGAGUGUCUGGGUGGAAGCCCAGGAUAGGCAGCUCGCGACGCUUAUUCCGAAGUAUCGACAACAGCCAUUGAAGCCUAUAGAUGAGGAAUUCGACUCCAAUGCCGUUAUUCCCUCUUCUACCGAGCUAUUCACUUUCUAUAGACAUGCCCUGCAGCAAUGCGCGAAGCUCUCCACUGGUGGAAGCCUCGUAGACCUAUCCAAAGUUUUCACCAAGUAUCUUGACCACUACGCACAACAAGUCCUUCUUUACUACAUCAGCGAUCGGCCCACUGUCCACAGUCCGUUAGGGGUGACAUCCCGAGAAGACUUCAUUGCUGUCCUCAACACAGCCGAUUACUGUUACACCACCUGCAACCAACUCGAGGAGAAGAUCAAAGGCCGGCUGGAUAAAAACCUGAAGCAAACGGUAGACCUGCAAAGCCAAGCGGAUUCUUUCAUGGGCAUUGCCUCUGCUGCUGUUCGUGGACUUGUGCGUAAAGUUGAGGUUGAGCUGGAGCCCUGCUGGCGAGAGAUGCGCAACAUGCCUUGGAGUCGCCUGGAGGCUGUGAGUGACCAGAGUUCAUACGUUGGGGAGGUCUUAACCAAAACCAACACUAAAUCCUCUGGAAUUCUGCAAUUGAUUCACAAGCAACAAUACGCAAGAGCAUUCGCAGACCACCUAGUGGAGCUGGUGUCGAAUCUUUUUCUCCAGAAUAUCUUUCAAUGCAAGCCUGUUUCAGAGACGGGUGCGGAACAAAUGCUUCUAGAUGCAUACACCCUCAAAACCGGCCUCUCAUCGCUCCUCCCCGCCCCCGCUCCCGCAGGUUUCGUGAAACGCGUCAACAACAGCUUCGCCAAAAUCGAAGCCUUGCUAAAGACCCUUCAGGUGCAACCAUCACCCCCCGAAGCGCUCGUCCAAGCCUACCUGAUCCACAUUGCGGACAGUAGCAACACGAAUUUCCGCAAAAUCCUCGAUCUCAAGGGCAUCCGCAGUCGACAAGAGCAGAACCACCUGGUCGAACUCUUCCAGGUUCACCGCACCUCCGACCGCUAUGCCUCAAACCUCCAACAGAGUAAUCCCAUGCUAGCCAGUCUACAGACAACUUCCGCCCCCUCGUCAGCCACCGUCUCCCAGGGCUUAGGACUCGGAAACCUGAGCACCUCUGCCGCCGCAUCGAUCGGCGCCUCGAACCUUCCCUCGCGUUUUGACGCCUCCAUGCUCGGGAACGCCAUCAUAUCUGCCGCAAAGGAUGGCGUCGAUAGACUAGGUACGCCCAUGAGCUCCUCGUCAACAGCCACAAACCCCGGCGCCGCUGCCGGGGGAGGAGCAGCAGCAGCAGCAGGAGCAGGAACAGGCUCACUGUCUGCUUCGCUGAGCCCAUCUAGUACACCUGGACCUAUCGGGCAGGUCCAAAGCCAGGCUGGAGAUGUAGGCUCGAAUUUAAAUGAAAAUCUGAAGAAUAUUGGCAAGUUCUUCCGUCGCGACUUGGGCUUUGGAGGGAGAUUUGGGAGGAGUGGGGAUGACGGUUGAUUGUUUUUAAGGGGGUGGAGUGAGGGAUUCUAGUGUAUAUGUUUCAGCGAUGGAGGUUUCUUUUCUUAUUGUGUGUUCUUUAUUCCACUAUACCAUGAUCAUUUGAACAAUAUGAGCGUUAUGGGGACUAUUAAUUCGCGUGUUACUAUAACUUGAGGUUGUUUUGAUGAGUUUACAAAACAAUUAUAUAUAUAUAUAUAUAUAUAGACACCUAUUUAUUGAAGGUUGUAGCAAAAUAAACCUUUUAUAUAAG
Messenger RNA from Aspergillus ochraceoroseus IBT 24754, 3043 nucleotides. RefSeq names its product putative GARP complex subunit Vps53. The record is from RefSeq and is a predicted model, not a curated record. Gene Ontology annotation, biological process: retrograde transport, endosome to Golgi. NCBI's taxonomy places the organism in Eukaryota, Fungi, Ascomycota, Eurotiomycetes, Eurotiales, Aspergillaceae. Gene Ontology annotation, cellular component: GARP complex. The transcript is spliced from 3 exons. Bases 142 to 2790 code for a protein of 882 amino acids.